Molecule: messenger RNA, 3012 nt
Organism: Panicum hallii
Lineage: Eukaryota; Viridiplantae; Streptophyta; Magnoliopsida; Poales; Poaceae
Product: polycomb group protein EMF2B-like
Exons: 23
Coding region: 749-2848 (699 amino acids)
Cellular component (GO): nucleus
Molecular function (GO): chromatin DNA binding
Source: RefSeq, a predicted model, not a curated record
UCUGCUGAUCUGCUCGUUUGGAUAACGUGGCGAGCCGAGCCCUAUCUUAUUUGUUUGUUGAAUACGAGCAUAUAAGGCUUUAAUGAUAAUACUUUUUGAUAGAAUUUUGUUACGGUAAUAUGAAAUACAUAAAAAGACAUGAAAUUAUCUAGAGAACGACUAAUUUCUUUCUUGAAGUCCGACAAAAUACCGAUGUACUACGCUGAUAACAGAGAACAAAAAUCUGGAACGAAAAAAGAAAUGCAAAAGCAAAAAAAGAAAAAAAAAAGAUCAGUGCUAGCUUCAUGCUUCCUCAGGUCGAGGGAACAACUGCUGAACGUGCAGCAGCUCUCGAGUGCCGCCGCCGCGUCGCCUGGCUUCACCCGCGCCUCUGCACGUCGCGAGGAAGGAGGUGGCCGGCGGCCGCUACUAGUUCUCGGGCAUGUAGGAGCUUGGGCCACCAGCCCGUCGUGAGCCACGAUGAACAUGAGGUCGCCGUCCCGCAGAUCUGAGCCGGCGGCCGGUGCAGUGGGGGCCGACUUCCGCCGGGGAGCUGGACGCCGCGGACGGGGCGGCGCUCCGCCGGGCCCGGGGAGCAGGCCGGCGCAGCUCUCGAUCUGGAUGAGAUGGAUUGGUUUCGCAUUCUUGGUUGUCCUUCCUCUUCGGCAUUGUGCAAGAUGCCAUGUUCGCGCCGGUUGCCUCCAAUGAACUUCUUGGUACCUAGUUAAGGUUCAGAUGCGUUUAACUUCCAACAAAUUUUGGGGUUGAAAUGAAACCUGAUGCCCCCACGCCAAGUCGGCUCCUGGAAUUCGUUUUUGUUCGUGGUCACAAGGCUCUCGUGCCAAGGUUUUGGUGGGGUUCCUGGAACCCACGGGAACUAAGGUUUUCGUCCGCCAGGAUGUCUUGCCAAGUUUUACCAGAUGGUGCUGCAAUGAAUACAGGUUGCAUAUAUGGUUCUAGUUCGUCAUCAGACCAGAUAUAUCAUUCCCAGCCAAGAGAUGAUUUAUCUCCAGAUUCUGCUGAAAAAAGUCGCGCUUUGUAUUGCAAACAUGUUAUACUGUGUGACAUUCUUCAGAAACGAGCCAAUAAAAAGCCCUCUUUUCUUCAAAGAAACCUUUGUUACAAGAUACACGCCAAGCAAAAGAAGAGGAUUGAGAUAACCAUAUCACUGUCUGGAAGUUCAAACCCUGAAGUGCAGGCACAAAAUAUCUUUCCACUGUAUGCUUUGUUUGCUAAACCAAUUAGUUCUGUUUCGCAUGAAGGGCAUUCUCCAGUAUAUCAGUUCAGCCGGGCUUGUUUGUUGACUUGUUUUGAUGAAUCUGGACGUAACAACCACACUGAAGCCACAUUCAUCUUUCGAUACCUGAAGACUUUAGCUAACAUUAUCCUUGUUAGCUGCGGACAAGUUGGACAAACACCUGAUGAAAAUAACUUCUCCAAGAGCCAUAUGGAGAACCCUUCUCUUGAAAAGCUUGGAGGGCAAUGUUUCUGGGGUAAGAUACCGAAUGGUUUACUUUCUUCAUCAUUGGAGAAUUGUGUGGAUUUAAGCUUAGGACGGACUAAGCAGUUUGCUUUGCCAAUUACUAUGAACCCAGGCUUCAUAGAGCCAAAAUUUCUCAAGCAGAACAGUUGCUUGACAUUUUGUUCUCGUAAGCUUAAUGCUGUGUGUCCAUAUCAAUUACAAGUAAGCAUAUGUGCCCAAGAGGUCGGUGCAAGAGACAUGUUUAAAUCUCCUUAUAAUUAUUACUUAUACAAUGAUGUCCCACCGUCUUCUUUACCGCAUAUCAUAAGGUUAAGAGUUGGAAAUGUGCUCUUUAAGUAUGGAAACAAUAUUUGCGAGACAGAAGUUACUGAAGACUUCUGCUGCUCUUUUUGCUUGGUAAAGUGUGGAAGCUUCAUGGGUCUGAAGUAUCACUUAAUCUCAUUGCAUGACCAGUUCAACUUUGAGUUCUGGAUAUCUCAGAAGGAACAGGGUGUCAAUGUUAGUUUGAAGCGCAAUACUUGGACAAAUGAGGAUUUUCCUGCAGGAGUUGAUCCAAGGCAAAGAACAUUUUCCUACUUCUCAAAGUAUAAGAAGCGUCCAAGAUUAGUUGUUGCGAAUGAGGCAAUCGUUCCAUCAAAAGUGGCUGAGGUGAUCAUACCGUUAGAAGUAACUGAGGGGACUGUUCUGCCAAAAGCAACUGAGACGAUUGUUCUGCCAAAAGCAACUGAGAUAAUCAGGCACGGACAUCUACUUGGUAUGCGAUCAAAAUCACCUGUAGAUACCCUUGUGAGCUUUGAAGCCAGCUACGUGCAAAAGGAAAUUGGUACUUCUGUGUCAGACACGUCAGUUGAUCCUGCCUAUUCAUUACAUGGCGGCCAUCUAUCACCACCAAGAGUACUCCAGUUCGGAAAGACCAGGAAACUAUCUGUCAACCAGAUUAACCCCAGAAAUCAGCAACUCCUUCAAAAACGUCAAUUCUUCCAUUCUCACACAGGACAGCCAAUGGCAUUUGAAGAAGUUCUCUCAGAUCGUGAUAGUGAAGACGAAGUUGAUGAUGAUGUUGCUGACUUUGAAGAUAGAAGGAUGCUUGAUGAUUUCAUUAAUGUUACAAAAGAUGAGAAGUGUAUCAUGCAUAUGUGGAAUUCAUUUGUUUCCAGACAAAGGGUGAUAGCUGAUAGUCAUAUGCCAUGGGCCUGCAAAGCCUUCUCCCAGCUUCAUGGACAAUUACUUGCACGAAAUCCUUCCCUACUACAGUGCUGGAGGUUUUUUAUGAUCAAACUCUGGAAUCACAAUCUGCUAGAUGGGCGCGCCAUGAACUCCUGCAACAUGAUUAUUGAUGACGUCAAGAACAAAAAGCUCGGAUCCCAAGUGAAGCCUAUGCGUUGAAAACAUUUCGGUCAUGAACAAUGACAAACGAGAUAAACUCUUUUCUUUCCCAUCUUAUAACAUUUGUGACUCCAUCGACUUCCAGCUCCAUAUUAAUAUUCUUGAUACCAUGAGUUUUACAUGAAUUGUUGGUUAUUCAGUGACUUGGACAACACAUUUCCUUC